Messenger RNA from Penicillium canescens, 1386 nucleotides. RefSeq lists its product as uncharacterized. Gene Ontology annotation, molecular function: transmembrane transporter activity. NCBI's taxonomy places the organism in Eukaryota, Fungi, Ascomycota, Eurotiomycetes, Eurotiales, Aspergillaceae. Gene Ontology annotation, cellular component: membrane. The transcript is spliced from 6 exons. The coding region runs from base 1 to 1386 and encodes 461 amino acids. The record is from RefSeq and is a predicted model, not a curated record. Gene Ontology annotation, biological process: transmembrane transport.
AUGCAGGUUGCCAACGCUGAAGCUAUUGGCACUGCUCUUGAAGCACGAGAAAAGGCCCUAGUCUGGAAACAGGACCUGCGGAUUGUUCCUCUAUGUGCUGCUAUUUACUUACUUUGCUAUCUUGAUCGGUCAAAUAUCGGAAAUGCCAAAAUUCUUAACUCGGAUACUGGCAAUGACCUAUUAACGGAGACGAAUAUGACCUCGUAUCAAUUUACAAUCGCAUUGAUGGUUUUCCUCAUUGCAUAUGCACUGUUUGAAGUACCCUCAAAUUACUUCUUGAAGAAGCUCAAGCCAAGCCGUUGGAUUUCCUUCCUUAUGCUCUCAUGGGGUGCUACAACCAUGGGACUUGGAGGUGUACACAACUACGCUCAAGUAACCGGCUUACGAUUCCUCCUAGGCGUAAUGGAAGCAGGUCUGUUUCCUGGUUUCGUCUACUACCUAACAUUUUGGUACCGCAAUUCAGAGCGAUCUAUCCGUGUAGCCCUAAUUCUUGCCUCAGCAACUUUGGCCGGAGCCUUUGGUGGAGCUAUCGCAUUUGGAGUUGGUCAUAUGAAUGGUGCUCAUGGUCUUUCUGCUUGGAGGUGGCUAUUUAUUAUUGAGGGAGCACCGUCAUGUGCGUCUGCCGUUUUGGUCUGGUUCUUUCUACCGGACUACCCCGAGACUGCAAGGUGGCUUUCUAGUAAAGAGAAGGAGCUUGCAGAGCACCGUUUGGCCAAGGAAGGAUCGAAAGGCUCUGCUAGUGCCAUGUCAUGGGAGGAUGCAAAGGGCACGCUGACGGAUUGGAGAUUAUAUGCUCAUUAUGCGGUAUACUUCGGUAUAUCUACACCAUUCUCGAGUCUUUCUCUUUUCACACCAGCUAUUACUUCUGGCUUGGGGUACUCCGAUCUACGUGCUCAGUUGAUGACCGUGCCUCCGUAUGCGGUAGCCUACGUUGUGACUGUGAUUGUGGCUUGGUCUGCAGACCAUUUCAACAGCCGUGGUCUCCAUUCCGCUGUUUUCUCUUUCAUUGGUGCAAUGGGCUUUCUCGCAUCUGCUGCUUUGCCUGCCAGUUCCUACCAGAGUCGCUAUGGAUGCCUCAUCGUUGCAGCUAGCGGUUCCUUUGCAUGUAUUCCACCGUUACUAGGCUGGCUCUCCUCAAACCUCCGUACAACUGCAGGGGCAGGACUCGCAAUUGCACUGAAUGUUUCAUUCGGCGCCCCAGGCCAAAUUGUUGGAGUGUGGAUUUAUAAGAGCGACGAAGCAAAGAAAGGGUACCCGACAGGCCAUUGGACCAACGCAGCGUUGCUGUUGUUCGUGACAGCUGGCUGUAUUCUAUUGAGGCUUUACUACGGCUGGAGGAAUCGCCGCGGAGAUGGGGCAAGGGAUGGAACCAGAUUCGCAUACUAG